Molecule: messenger RNA, 3233 nt
Organism: Nylanderia fulva
Lineage: Eukaryota; Metazoa; Arthropoda; Insecta; Hymenoptera; Formicidae
Source: RefSeq, a predicted model, not a curated record
AGUAAUCGCGUUAUUUUUUCCAACAGAAGAAUAAAUAUAGAUUUGAUAUGACAAUCAAUAACAAGAAUAGAGCUUAUCACUGAUCAUUUAUUGAUACGUCUACCCUAGUUCAUUGCUACAUUCAUCCUAGCUAACAUAAUUUAUUCUCAAUAAUCCAGAUAAUAUCAGAUCGUCGCUCCGAGAGUGAUUCAGGGUCUCGGUUGAUCUCGCGCGCGAAAAUUGAUCUCGGGGUCUCUAAUUCAACUGGCGAGAGAUAAAUCAGCGUAUGAGGAUGGGAGGGAAUGAAGGAAGAAAAGAUCUCGCUUCUUCUCGCGAAUAAUUUCGCGAAUAUCCGCGAAUGAAAAAGUCCAACACGCGUCACGACUGACAGCUACCAAUCAUGAAUAUAUAUCGAUCUCUCGAUAGAGAGAUUUUAGGUGGAAAAUCCGCGCGCGUCGCGAAACGCCACCUCGAGCAAAUCGCAAGGUAGUAUUGACGAGGGAUCACCGAGGACAUUCUGUCGAAAGCAACCGCACGUGACUCUGUCUUGUAACUGCCAUUGGCCGAUUCGCAUUAUAGACGACGUGGCCGGUCGAUAGACAUCCUCAGGAAUUCUUCGUCCAAGCAUAAGAGACGCUGGUGAACAGCUGUUGACCAGCGUCGACUCGAGUUCGGCCGAGUUGUUUCGUCUUCGAGUUAUCGCGCGAAUUUUCCUUCCCUCUCUCGUUUCGCGAAAUCUGGCGGGAUCGAUGAGCAGCGCCAAAAUGUUGGAACCGGAAGUAGGAGCCACGACCGUCAAUCUGCGACGAGGCAGCAGUUUGAGGAUACCGUCGACGAGCGACCCUAGCGAAGAGAGCGAGGUGAGCCUGUGUCGCGGUGGUUCCCUGAAGAUUUCACGAACGAGCGAAAGCUCCGAUCGCCACGUCGUCGCCCGGGACCGGUCACGCCUGACGAAUGCGGAGUCGUCGCCGUCGUCGGCGUCCACGUCGUCGUCGUCGUCGUCGGUCGCGUCGGAUAAAUGCGCGGGCUGCGACGUCAACAGCAGAUCGUCCCGGUCCGCCAGGCGUUACGCACCUGCGAGCGACGCACCUGCGCCGGAGUAUCUCGCCAGGAGCCUCCUGCAGCUCGGAUGUCCUGCCGUGUCGAUGCCAACACCUCGUGGCGGAAUAGGAUCGGAGCAGCCGCCGAGUAGUGACAGCGAUGAUUACGGCACCGCCCAUCAACAGGGCGCAGGUGGUUAUGGACAAAAUUUGGACGUUUACACCGUGCCCAAAGUCCAGGUGUCGGGCCCACCUAACGCCGAUGAAUCCACUUCCGUCAUCAAUGGGUCUGCGGGGUCCAUAGGCGCACGGUCGGCACCCAGCACACCCUUACAAGCUGUCCCCGAUGUGCCGCAGGCCGCGGGCCAGCAAUCGAUCAGCGGGUCCCAGCUCACUGUGGCCGGCGCCAGCAGCUACCCUCAGCCUCCUAGGAGCCCAAGUCACGCGGCCUUGCGAUGUAACGAGAGUCACCUUUCGAAGCCGUUGAGUAGGAGUACACCAUCGAUGGCAGCUGGCGGCGCGCAGACUCCAGCAAAGGUUAGCAGAUCCUCGUCGAGGUCGUCGCCGACGUCCACUAGCAGUGCGAGACAGAAGAAAUUCCAUAGGCAUUUCAGUCAGGUGGCGGAGGACGAGCGAGUGCUGAAUUAUUACAGCUGCGCCCUGGUGGGCGACAUCCUGCUGCAGGGUCACCUGUACAUCACGCCCAACUACUUCGCCUUCUACAGCAACGUCUUCGGGUACGUGACGAAGCUGCUGAUACCGACGACGUCGGUGCUGAAGAUCAGCAAGGAGAAGACCGCUCGGAUCAUACCGAACGCGGUGGCGGUCGCCACCGAGGAAGAGCGACAUGUCUUCUGCUCGUUGCUGUCGCGCGACUCGACCUACAAGCUGAUGAAGCAGGUCUGGGACGCGGCGAUGGAGCCGCGAGCCACCCCGGACGUCGACGUUCUGCCGGCGAUCGACAACGACGACGCCAAGCUGAUUGCGCCGGCCGCGCUUCUCGUCGACGACUCCGAGGUCAAUCCCGAGGAGGAUGAUCCCGAGUCGAGCAUGUCCGAGAGCGGGACCGACCUCACCGCGGCGACCACUUCCUCGAGAUCGCCGACCGUCUGCGCCGACACCACCGACGUUGCACCUGUGUCGCUCAGCAGGCCGAGUUUGCCGCCCGCCAGAUUGGAGGCAGCGGUAUUAACGAAGACACUGACGCCCAACAGGCCCGGCAGAUUCAGGUUUUUCUUUGGCAACGGAUUGAAACUGAGAUUCCGCAUAGUGAUAGCGAUACUCAUAGCUGUCCUGGCAAUUCUCUACGUAUCGGCGGUUCUAAUGAUGAUGCGCAUCGACAGGCUGCACACCGCUUACCUAAACCAUCCUUUCGUCUCGCCAGAACGUUUCACGCAGGAUCGACUAUUGCAUUACCUUAACACGAAUCUGGAUCAGAUUGUGAAGGUGCGGCAGAGUCUGCAGACACUAUCGCAGCAAUUCGUGACGAUGAGCCAGGGUGGUAGCGAGACAGGGCCGGCCGGUGGCGUGGUGGAACCGGAAGACGCACCGAGUUAGCCCACGACCGUGAGACUCGAUAUAAUUCACCUAAAAAACGGCACGAGGCGCCGUCGUUCCGUCGUCUCGUAAACGACGACGUCCACGUCGUUUUCGUUUUGUCUUCGUUAUCGCCGCGUUAAUUAUAGGCGACCGCGAGGACGAUCCUCCACCGCGAGAUUAUCUCGCGCGAUUGUCCUCCCCAAAACUAAACGUCGUUAUUGUCGUUUCUAGUAAAUAUACCUAGACUUCCCGAGGGAGUUUAGCGAGGCAGCCGUCUCUCGUAAAACGAGAGGAGACCUCGGGGAUCCAACCCCGAGCGCGAAACCGAUUUCGAGGGCGAACCUUGUGUAAGAGCGACCCUCGCGGCGAGGCGAGGCGAAUCCGAGGCGAGUUUGCAGAUUGCGUAGGCUGCUUCGACUACAGAUAUACAUGCGCGUGUCCACGCGUAUGUACACCACGUAUAUACAUAAAUAUACCUCAGAACACAGAAAGUGACGAGGAUAGGGUAAAUACGCGCGGCGAGUGAAGAGGAGUUUCCGCUCUUCUUCUUCUUCUUCUUCUUCUUUUUUUUUUCUUCUUUCUUUUAAACUAGUCACGUGUGUACCUAAGCCCCGGGGUACGGCAAAAGAAACAAAAUAAACAAAACGGUAUAUGUAUAUAUACAUAUAUAUAUAU